Vigna umbellata (rice bean) is the source of this 2534-nucleotide messenger RNA. The record is from RefSeq and is a predicted model, not a curated record. Lineage: Eukaryota; Viridiplantae; Streptophyta; Magnoliopsida; Fabales; Fabaceae.
UCUUCUCUUUUGCGGCCUCACACAUUCCGUCUUUGCCGGAGAAGCGUUUCACUGUUCACCGCCAAACUCCGUGUAUUCAUCUCCGACAACAACCAUGGGUUACUUCGAUCUCAACAUUCCCUAUCCCCAACCCUCACUCACCAACAAGGUCGCCGAACAAAGCAACCGCACCAGGCUUGCGGUGAAGGCCAUGGAGUUGGGUUACACCGGAAUCGCUUACAACCGCACGAUCAAAGGCGUCAUGUCUGAUCAGCACCGUUGCUCCAUUGCCCCCCUCACCCUCUCCUCUCUCCUCAACGUUCUUCCCUCUCUCUCCCUCUCCGCCAAUCUUCACCGCUCCAUCCUCGGAGUUCCACUCUCCACUCCCUUCCGUCAGUACACGCGUCUCACCGUUUGCGUAGACAGCGCUACCCAGGCCCAGGCCCUCAAUUCGGGGAACCCCAUUUUGAAGACCUACGAUCUCGUCGCUGUUAAACCCUUCAACCAGACCGCGUUUGAUCUUGCGUGUCAGACAAUGGAGGUGGAUAUUAUCUCAAUUGAUUUUUCAGCUAAAUUGCCGUUUAGAUUGAAGCAGCCUAUGGUUAAAGUAGCAAUGCAGCGUGGGGUUUGUUUUGAAGUCACGUAUUCUGGUUUGUUUGCUGAUAUUCAAAAAAGGAGACAGUUAAUUUCCAGUGCUAAGGUGAUUUUUUCUUUCCAAUAUAGUCGUCUGAAUUGUUGCUAGAUUAGAUCAUAUUUGGUGUUUGAUUUGUUUAAUUAGUUUUUACAUAAUUGAUUUAUUAUUUUUUUUGUAUUGUUUCUGAUUUAUUUUUCUAUGUAUGGUUUUUGAACAAAUUUCAAGGUGUCUGAUUAGUAUAAUUACUUCAUGCUCUGGCUUACUAGUGUUGUUAAAAUUAAAGGCUUUGAACUAUAGAUAUUAGACACCUGGUUUCUUCCUAAUUCACCCACCAAUGCACUCUACAUUAAGGGUAUAUCAUAUGGCAUGCUCACAUUGCAAACAUGUAGAAGAGAUAAAAUUGUAAACUUUCAAAUGUUGGGAAUUGAGGAGUAUGUUUAUUUACUAACGCUGACCUAGCUCCUUUAGAGAUUGCAAAGAACCUCUGCUCAGUUUACAGCCAAAAGAAAAUAACACAAUGCAUCAAUUCACUCAUUUACUCAUACCAGCCUCUAGCUCUUCAAAUUCACGAGGAGUCUAAGUCUUACAAGUGAUAGAUAGCAGGAUGAUUUUCUAGUGGGGCGUAUGAGAUGGCGAGAUGAUUGCUAUUCUGAAAUUUUAUUGUAUGGUUUAUUAAUGUAUAGACAAAUAACUUUCUCGCAGCUCAUUUUUUUUAACAUCUUCAUUCUUGCAUUUUAACACCCCAAUGUCUUUUAAAUCCUUUGACCCUGUCAAACACAUGUCUUACCUUUGAGUGUUUGUUACAAUGGUUCUAAUUUUUAGAGUUGAGUUGAUGAGUUUUGUAGUGAUAGAUUGUUAAGUUUUGUUAGAUGACGUCUUUGCCUUUUGUUCUGUAAACUAGGAAAGCUUGUGUGAUUUUAAUUGAAUUUAUAUACUUCUGGAGUUUGUGUUUUUAAAUAUGUCAGCUUCUGUAUUUAUAAGCAAGGGCUCAGAAGUAGAAUAGAUUGAUUGAUAAAUGAUCAGGCUUAAGCAUGAGUCUGUUAAGCAUGUUAGACUAGAUAAGCUUGUUCUAGAUGCUAGAUGUGAUUGAAUCAACUCGUACUUAAUAAUUAUCAUUGAUUGUGUUUAGCUAAAAGCAAGUGUGGGUAUGGUAGGUAAAGAGAUUCGUAGUGGACUGGAAGGAACCUGUUUGUUAUUGUAGAGAAGCUUUUUAUAUAAUGAAAAUACUCAGGUAAGAAGAUUUUACCACAAAAUUUGCUUUGAUCCUCAUCACCUUACUAUUACCAUUACUCCAUUGCUGGAUUUUGCUUGUGAUAGUGCGCAAUUGCGCCAACAUAGCACAAGAGCAGACUGGCCUGGCCACCUUAAGGUGGCAACAUUUCCAUAUUAGGAACAAUGUUUUCAUUGAGGAUAAAAAUGUAAAGCUCUAUUACAAGCCCAAAUUCUUCAGUUUUCUUGUAUGCUUCAUGUAUAGAAUUUAGAUGAGGAUGAAAUGCUUGACAUUGCAGCUGAACAUGAUGUUUAGAAGAUUUUAGAAUUUAGAUUAGUUGUUUUGCUUUGGGGUUGUACGGUUAAAGCUUAUUUAGUUUCAUUACUUGGUUGUUUUUGGACACAGUGAUUGGCUUUUUGCUGUGUUGGGAUUGGUUAUUGGUUGUUCUGUUGCAGCUUUUGCUGCUGAGUUCUGGACCUCUUGGUUAUUAAAUUUAAUCAGAAUAUGUAUUAAUGUUUAGGCGUUUUUCUUUAGUUAUCAGUACACUCACACACAUAGGGAUCAAAAUAAUGGUCAUCCUGCUAUCACUAUCCCGCUAUAUGGGUUUUGGCAGGUGGCCACUCUGCUAUUAACUACUAUGCUCAUGCCUUUUGGUAGUCCCUCAUACAACUAUAAGUGUUUUGACAACCUUUUUAUGUUAUUACAAAUAUG